GUUUUCCUUUUUAAAUGUUCAAAUCCUCAACCCAGAAUAAGGGCACAUUAAGAUAGGGAUGUCCCAGUCCAUAAUAGCUGCAUCCUGCAAUUGCCUGAACCUUCUAAUGGGAAUGUUUCUGUAUCUUCUUCUAGUCACUUCUAUGACUGUAGUUCCGCUGGACUGUGGUUUUUCAGGAGCUGUCUUGAAAUGGGGAGGAUUUGGUUAAUUAUUGGUGUGGCAGAUGAACAGAGAUGACCCAGGACAUUCUAAUGACUCGUUCCUCUAGCAGUGUUCCAGAUUCACUAAGCUUCUUUAAAGACUCCUGGCUGUCACGGAAGGUACAUUUCAAACCUGUAAUAGGAGCCCCCACCUAGUGUAGCUCCGCUUCAGUGUUCUUUGCUCUCCAAGCAGGUGUCGACACUGGAGUCUACUGCUGCUCUCAGAUGAGAAAGAAGUUUCCAGGAUGCUUUUCACAUUUUCAUAGGCGGUGAAAUCACAAAACGAUCAGAAUGCUUACGUUUACUUCAGGAUGUAACAGAUUGCUUUCCUAUUUCCUGAUCUCAGCCUUCCAAAGGACUUUUCUCUCCUAAGGAUCUUGAUUCCAAAGAGCAGUGCAUUUCCUGUGUGUGUAUCUGGGCCCCAGUCUUCCAGGCACCAUGGGCAGAGAAGAGAUCCCUCCCAGCUUAAGUUUAGUGUUUUGUUUUUUAAAAGAGAAUCCAAGAUAGGUUGGAUACUGUGGCACCUGGUCAAGGUAGAGUAGUAUGUGCUGUUGAUGUCAAUUAAAAGGGUGAUAACAGAAGUACAUAUUUUUGGUCUACCAAGGCCAUAAAUUGCAGAAAGAAUUCACCAAAGACAGCAGGUCGGUGAGUGAGCUGGUUUAAUUGAAUUGGUAUUUGUACAAGGUGACACCCUCUCUCAUACCACCCACCCCCUCCCUGGGUGACUCAGCCACUGAAGGAGAAGCCUCUGAACUGUUCAUUAACUCAGGCAGGUGGAGGUGGAAACUGCUUUCAGUAAACCCCACGUACUCAUUCGUCUCAGCCGGAUCACCUGGGGGAAUCACUGCAGGUUGUUUAGACAGAAAGUCCCGGUUUUCUGCCCAAGACAGCAUUUGGUGGUUUAAAAGGAGUCGAUGGACAGCAAGCAGCUCGGAAAGAGUAUAAAACAUUAUCAAGCCACGGAGCAGGGAGAGAGAUUCAGAGGAGGAGUCAGGUCCUGACUGGAAGGCAGCAUGUCCAAUUUCACCUUGAGAAAAACAUCUCCCACAGGAAACGAUAUGAGGACUACCACGCAGGGGACCACACUGAGGCAACAGGGUUUCCAAGAGGUCAACAAAAGAAGGACUUUCUUACAGGAUAACAGCUGGAUAAAGAAACGUCCUGAAGAAGAAAGAGAUGAAAAUUACGGUAGGGCGGUGCUCCACAGACAUAAUUCCCACGAUGCCUUGGACAGGAAAACAAAUGAGAGGGAAGAGCCAAAAGCCACAAUCAGUCGGUACAGAUCUGACGACACUUUGGACAGGAUUUCAAACAGAAAUGAUGCUGCUAAAACAUAUAAGGCCAAUACCCUGGAUAACCGACUAACCAAUAGAAAUGUGUCCACGUUUCAACCACCAGAAGCGACAAAGACCAGGCAACCUGGAGGUGUGUCCAGUGCAAAGGCCACCAGCACCCCCGCUUCCACCUCCACCACUACUCCUGUGAAGAAGAAGAGACAAUCCUGGUUUCCACCACCUCCUCCAGGUUACACCACCACCCCAAACACAGGAGCAAGCAGAAGGGAACCAACUGUUCACCCUCCGAUUCCUCCAAAGCCCAGUUCUGCUGUUUCAUCUCCUAACCAGCUGAAGCAGGAUAAUAGGCAGAUAUAUCCAGCUAAACCAAGUGUAUAUACAGAAGCCAACAGAUCUGCUGAAAGAAAUAUAAGGAGUCAGGAUCUGGAGAACAUUGUCAAAGUGGCCACUUCGCUUCAGAAAACUAAAAAGGGUGAAGAAUUGGAUAAUCUCAUCAAAAUGAACAAAAGUUUGAAUAGAAAUCAAGGUCUCGAUGGUCUCUUCAGAGCAAAUCUUAAGUCAGAAUUAACGGAGAAAAGAGCCAAAAGCCUUGAAAAUCUCAUCUUUGUGAAUACCCGGACAGAUAAAGAUGGCAAAGGAAACCAAGGCCUUGGAAGUCUUAUUAAAGUUAAUCAAAGGGCUGACAAAAUCGAGAAAGGAAGCCAAGAUCUCAAAGAGGUUAUUAAAGCAAAUGCCACGACAGAUCAGACAAGCAGAGGAAGUAAAGACCUUGAUAGCAUUAUCAAAGUGAAUCCCAAAGAAAGUGCAAACACCACUGGGAAGCAAGACCUCGAUGGGCUUAUUAAAGUAAACCCUGAAACACAUAAAAAUAUUAAGAGGGGCCAGAGUCUUGACAAUCUCAUCCAAGUGACCCCUGAAGUUAACAGAAGUAACCCAAGUUCCAAAGACCUGGAUAACCUCAUCAAAGUGAACCCAAGAACUGGAGAAAGUGUGCAAGGGGACCAAAGUCUUGACAACGUCAUCAAAGUGACUCCGGAAACAAACAAAACUAACCAACGGAGCCAAGACCUGGACAGUCUUAUUAAAGUGACUCCCUCAGCAAAGAAAAGCAGUGAACAAGGUCUUGAUGAACUUAUUAACGUAAGCCCCAAAGCUGUCAAAAACACAGCUAGAAAUCAAGAUCUUGAUAAGCUCAUCAAAGUGAACCCUGAAAUUCUCCUCAAAAAUCAAAGAAACCAGGAUCUCGAUAAACUCAUCAAAGUGAAUCCUGCAGUAAUCAGAAGCAAUCAAAGCCAAGCUUUAGACAAUCUCAUUCAAGUGAAACCUUCAGCACUCAGAAAUACUAAGCGAGACCAGAACCUAGAAAAUUUAAUGGACAUAAAUUACAAUGUGUCUAAGAAUAAGAAUGAAAGGCAAGAUGGCCAGGUCACUGGAUCUACUGAGACUUUAAUCAGCCCGUCCUCUAGAACAGCUGCCUAUUCUUAUGAAGCCAGGAAGAUGCUCAGCUCCAAUGCUGAAACCAGGCAUGCAGGAUCAAAGGAUACAGUUGUGUACACAAGGACGUACAUGGAGAAUAGCAAAUCACCAAAGGAUGGAUAUCAGAAGACUGUCUCUGGAAAAUACAUACAAACUGUUUAUUCGACUUCAGAUAGGUCUGUCAUUGAGAGAGACAUGUGCACUUACUGUCGAAAACCCCUGGGCACAGAAACCAAGAUGAUUUUAGAUGAAUUACAAAUUUGCUGCCAUUCGACUUGCUUCAAGUGUGAAAUAUGCAAACAACCUUUGGAAAACCUUCAAGCAGGUGACAGUAUUUGGAUAUAUAGGCAGACAAUACAUUGUGAAUCUUGCUACUCUAAAGUUGUAGCCAAGUGGAUUCAGUAAUUCUGGCACAUGAAAAUCAAGAGGAAAGGAUUCAUCGGGAAUUAAAAUUUUUAUUAUAAGAACAUGUAAUCUAAAAAAGCUUUUACACCAAUGACUGACUCUUUGUAUAACAAUUCUGCUAUUGCAUAAAUAAUAUAAUUGCUUAUACUAAGGUCACAUACAUAAAGGGAACCAUUUGGUAUCUGGUUAGAUUUAGAGAUAAAAAAUUCAAGUGGUCUAGUUAGCAACAUCAAAGGAAGGAUGUUUCUGAUGGCAGUGAGCAUUGUCAGCCUUGACCAGGUCCAUCUCUGCUUAGUAUUAGGCUGUGUAUCACGGUUUCCAUUAGAGACCAGGAUUCCCAGUUUCUCAUCUUUGUUUCUCUAGGGGUUUGGAUUUACAGAUAUUACUGACAUCUUGACAAAACUGCCAAGGAAGCAAGAUAUGUACAUUUCUUAUAUGGAAAAGAAACGUUGAUAGAAAUUUUGGCAGAAAGAUAAAGUCUGGCAGAAAGAUGUUAGUGUAUAAAGGUGUAUGGACCUCAGAAAAUCACUUAAACUAUUCAGAUUUUGGUGCUAUUAUCUGUAACAUGAGGGGAAAUGGAGAAAAUGAUUUCUGAGGUCACUUUCUGCUCCAAAACUCUCAGAUGCUAAAGCAAGUUUUUGUUUGAUCUUUUGAAUUAUAUCUGAAUCUGUUUGUUAAGCAUGCAGAACUAGAUAGGAUAUCUAAACAAUUUAAUGUUGGUGUCAUCCUUUAGUUUAUUACAGAUAUAAGUUUUAUAGAACAUGUUUUAUAAAUACAAAGACAUGCAUUUAUUGGUAAUGGGUAAAAAUCACAUGGCAUGUAUAGUUUACAUAUUAUAAUUUGUUACACUUUCUUUUCAAAAUCUGGAUUUGUAAAUGAUCUAUGAGAAAUAAUGGUAAUGGACUACAAAGACAUGUUCUUUAGCAUGCUAUAGCUAUUCCUACUACAUAGCACUUUAUAUUUACAGAUGGCUGAUAAAAAUAAAAUGAACUGUCAGUUACACA
This is a messenger RNA of Bubalus bubalis (water buffalo), 4380 nucleotides long. RefSeq names its product sciellin (gene SCEL). Gene Ontology annotation, biological process: epidermis development. Gene Ontology annotation, cellular component: cytoplasm. NCBI's taxonomy places the organism in Eukaryota, Metazoa, Chordata, Mammalia, Artiodactyla, Bovidae. The transcript is spliced from 35 exons. The record is from RefSeq and is a predicted model, not a curated record. Bases 1214 to 3376 code for a protein of 720 amino acids.